AUGUCCACAACACCAGCGACCGCGUCGAAGACAUUGAAGAACAGUUGCGUUCUUGUUUUCGAUGGCAACUCCGACACUAUUAAUGAAUGUCUUCGACGUCAUCUGCGCAAAUUGGAGAAGACCAAUAGAACAAACAAAAAGAAUGCUCGUAAGGGUGCUUCACAUCCGACCAAACUAGUAUUUCUAAUUUACUUUGACGAUGGAGUCAACGAACAGAAAGGACCAAUUUCACGUCCGACACCACCGAUAUCGCCGUUCAAUCGUUUGUCGGUGAGUUCGACGUCGUUACCAUUGGUCUCAAUUCCACCACGAUUAAUUCCAUUGGCAACAACAACUACUUGUUUAAUUUUACCGAUAGUUCUUCCACCAUCAUCACCAGCUGCUGCUUCACCAACUAUUACUUCGCCAUCAUCACCUACUGCAAUGGAAACUGUUACAUCUAAUAAAAUGCAGUUUAUCUGUUCAAUUACCAAAGAAAACGAGCCCGCAUGGUUAAUUGGAUUGAAACAGUUUCAUCACGACGCACUAAGACCAGUUGACAAGCAAAUUCAACGAUUGAGUGAUGAUCAUCGAAUAGUUGAAGAUCAUUUGAAUGAAGCUGAAGAAAUGAUCACGUCAACUGCUGAACAGAAAAAGCAACUGGAUGAAGAAUGCCGCCCAGGACAAUGGUUCCUGAAUCAUGGUGUCCUCUCAUCAAAAACAACGAUCAAACGUUUGAAUCAAGACGGUGGUCGACGAAAAUCAUUUGUUUUGUGA
Molecule: messenger RNA, 756 nt
Organism: Adineta ricciae
Lineage: Eukaryota; Metazoa; Rotifera; Eurotatoria; Adinetida; Adinetidae
Source: the annotation of a GenBank genome assembly